This is a messenger RNA of Neolamprologus brichardi, 1582 nucleotides long. Its product is annotated as motor neuron and pancreas homeobox 1-like. Gene Ontology annotation, cellular component: nucleus. Lineage: Eukaryota; Metazoa; Chordata; Actinopteri; Cichliformes; Cichlidae. The record is from RefSeq and is a predicted model, not a curated record. Gene Ontology annotation, molecular function: DNA-binding transcription factor activity, RNA polymerase II-specific; sequence-specific double-stranded DNA binding. Gene Ontology annotation, biological process: neuron projection morphogenesis; spinal cord motor neuron cell fate specification; regulation of DNA-templated transcription.
AUGACAGCCAACAUGGAGAAAUCCAAAAACUUUCGAAUUGAUGCGCUGCUGGCGCACGACGUGGACCAGAGGACGGACACGGACAGUGCGUCCCCCGGGCUGUAUCACAGCAGGAGCCCCGGAGACAGCCCUCUGUCGACCGGCGGCUCAGAGACGCCCUCCUCCCCUCAUCCAAACUCCUCAAACUCGUCUCCGGCGCAGUCUGAAGUCCUCUCCAAGUCUCAUCUCUUUAACCUGUCCCAGUCGGGAUUCCCUGGCCUGCAUCAGGUGGGUCUCAUCGGAAUGCACCCAAGCUCUGUGUAUCCCGUGGCGGCCCUCGGAGGCCAGCACACCGCCUUCAUGUACCCCGGCUUCACGCAGCUGGUCCAUCCGUAUCCGGAGCAGCUGAAGGGGGUCACCGGGACGCUCCCACUGGAGCCUUGGAUCAGAGCCGGGAUGAUGAUGCCCAGACUCAGAGAGUAUAACGCACCAUCUCAGACAGGUUUGUUGGGGAAGUGUCGGAGGCCCAGAACAGCUUUCACCAGUCAGCAGCUGCUGGAACUGGAAAACCAGUUCAAACUCAACAAGUACCUAUCCAGGCCUAAACGGUUUGAAGUGGCCACCUCGCUCAUGCUAACAGAGACUCAGGUUAAGAUCUGGUUCCAGAACAGGCGGAUGAAGUGGAAGAGAAGUCGCAAAACUAGGGAACAAGUAACUCCAAGCAGCCUCGCGGACAGAGAAAGAAGCGGGAUGGAUUUGAAGAGUAUCAAACGUCACGGUGGCUCUCGCACCUUGAGCCUAGAGGAUGAGGAGGAGAUAGCAGGGGAACACAAGGGUGAGAAAGAGCAGAUAAAAGAGCUGAGAGAAAGUUCCUUUGGCUCUGUUGGGUUCACGAGGCAUUCAGGAGGAGAAAUGGGAAACUACAACUCUUACUCAGAGGAGGAGACUGAGGAGGGAGGCCCAGGAACAAAAACUGGGGCUUUCCCAUCAUAAACUCAUCCAUGUUUUUAUUAUAUGUCUUCUUAUGCUCAUUAUAAUUAAAAUAGUAAUGCCAUUGCAAUCCUGUGCACGAAGACGGUGGAAAGAAAACAACGUUUUGUUAAAAGGUUUGCUUGGUUAGUUUGUUUUUUAACAGCCUGGAUCAUAGUGCUAAACCAACUCCAAACAUCUCAGUCUGUUAUUAAUAUUACAUGAAAUCAGAACUGUUCAAUUGUUAUGUACCUGAACAUUUAAUGCUUUAAUAGCCAGCUAUCCAUCCAUGAGUUAUGACUUCAAAAUCAACAAAUAAUUCAGACUUUUUGAAUUUAUCUUUAUGACUUAAAGCCCACUUCCCUGUCCUGCCACUUGCAAUAAACACAUUUAUCUUUGUACGCGCAGACAAUGAGACAGACAUAAAAUAAAACUAAUGGUGUCAGUGUGGAUGGUAAUAUUAUCCAGGUUUCCUGGUCCGUUACAAUACGUGAUUUACGUGAACUCAGCUGACGUUUCAGGGCAUUAUAAACACAUAACAAGCACACUGUUGUGUUGCUACUGUAUUUUUUUUUUUUAGGAAUUUAGUUUGUUUUAUGAUAUUGAAUGCUUUCCCUUUGUCUUAGUUUCUUGG